This is a messenger RNA of Hemicordylus capensis (graceful crag lizard), 1623 nucleotides long. RefSeq names its product charged multivesicular body protein 2A (gene CHMP2A). Gene Ontology annotation, biological process: late endosome to vacuole transport; endosome transport via multivesicular body sorting pathway; protein transport. Lineage: Eukaryota; Metazoa; Chordata; Lepidosauria; Squamata; Cordylidae. The record is from RefSeq and is a predicted model, not a curated record. The transcript is spliced from 6 exons. The coding region runs from base 364 to 1026 and encodes 220 amino acids. Gene Ontology annotation, cellular component: ESCRT III complex; multivesicular body.
CGGGGGGAAAAAAAGACUUGAGUGGGCCUGGCUGGAUGAUCUUUAUCUCUCUAUGAUCUUUCCACCUGUCGGCACCCGUUUCCGGUCCGCCCUAGUUCUCUCCAAAAGGAGGCCUCUGUUUAUUGACUCCCUCGUGACCGUGACGCGAGAAGGCCACUCCUGUGACGUCAGUGGGCCGAGGCGGAAGAAGAGUGUGGGAGAAAUAACAAGGCGCUGCAGGGGGGCUUUGAGGCUGCUGCGGGGUAAGUCAGAGGGGUGGCGAGGGGUAGCCUCUCUCGCGCCGGGUUAUCCUAGAAAGGAGCCGCUCUACAGUUCUUCUCCUUCCCUUGAGCGAAGUUGCAGGUUGACCCAUCUUCUGUCACAAUGGAUUUGCUAUUCGGACGGCGGAAGACUCCAGAGGAGAUGCUGCGGCAGAACCAGCGGGCGCUGAAUCGUGCCAUGAGAGAUCUGGACCGAGAGCGUCAGAAGUUGGAAACCCAGGAGAAAAAGAUCAUUGCUGAUAUCAAGAAGAUGGCCAAACAGGGGCAGAUGGAUGCAGUGAAGAUUAUGGCCAAAGAUCUGGUGCGGACAAGGCGCUACGUCAAGAAGUUCAUCAUGAUGCGGGCCAACAUCCAGGCAGUGUCCCUCAAGAUACAGACUCUCAAAUCGAACAAUUCUAUGGCUCAGGCAAUGAAGGGUGUCACCAAAGCUAUGGCUACCAUGAACAGACAGCUCAAGUUGCCCCAGAUCCAGAAGAUCAUGAUGGAGUUUGAGAAGCAGUCGGAAAUCAUGGACAUGAAGGAGGAGAUGAUGAAUGAUGCCAUUGAUGAUGCCAUGGGGGAUGAGGAAGAUGAGGAGGAAAGUGACGCUGUUGUCUCCCAGGUGCUGGAUGAACUAGGUUUGACACUGACAGAUGAGCUGUCGAACCUGCCCUCAACCGGCGGCUCUCUGAGUGUGGCCGGAGGCAAGAAGGCCGAGGCCUCAGCAGCGCUUGCCGACGCUGAUGCGGACCUGGAGGAACGACUCAAGAACCUGCGGCGGGACUAGUGGGCCCUGGAGCUGGUUGCCCCUCCCCGGAGUGGUGUGGCUCUGAAAAUACUCAAGUCACCAUUCCCUCGGCUGUGGCAGGGAGUAGAGCCUCGCAGGCUUGUGGGGGUGGUUACAGCAGCAUGAGGGGAGGCAAAGAGUUAGAUGGAGGCAAUGCCUGCACCCCGUAGUGCUUUUACUUUCCUCCCACUCUCUCUCUCUCUUUUUUUUAAUUAUAAAAAGGACUUCUAAUGCCAUUUGGCAACAUUGUGAGGGCAAAGGGGUUUUCUUCUCUUGUAGCUUGUCAGCACCUCCAUUCCAUAAGCCUGGGUGGUUUGGAGCCUGAAACAAGCUCUCUUCUGAUUGGAGGGGAUGGGGUGGGUGGUGGAGCCUCUUGUCAUCGCCAGCCAGCCCCUGCUGUUCUCCUGGUGGGUGGAAGGAGAAGCAACAGGCAGCACCUUGGCAGGUAACUUCCUGCCCCUGUAAAGGAGGCAAGAGGCUUGCCAGCACUUUUCUUGACGUAAAGCUUUAUAUACAACCCUGCCCCCUGGAGACAGGUGGGCCUUGCUGUUGUGUCCAUCUGUCUCUUGUAAUAAAGGUUGUAGAUUUGUAUUGAAA